Amoebophrya sp. A120 is the source of this 499-nucleotide messenger RNA. The record is from the annotation of a GenBank genome assembly. Lineage: Eukaryota; Dinophyceae; Syndiniales; Amoebophryaceae.
CCCGUUCUUUCGUCUUGUGAACAAGAAUGGUUGCGGCCGCGCUUUGUUGCUGAGAAAGACAAAGACGGUGACGACGACGAGAGGGAGCUGCUGACCAAGAAUCUACUGCUGAAAUUUGACGCUGUUUGUCGCGGCCUGACAGCCGCGGUAGGGAGGAAGAAUAGUACUACGGCAAGCUUCGAGAGGAUGAAGAGCGCCAGGGCGGGCGGGGCCGCGCCAAGUGAAGAAGGGGAAGAUGAUGUUGAUCAUGAUCUUCUAGAACUAAACCCCAACAUUUCCAUCUCGCAGCUCCUCGGCCUCCACCGGUUCCUAAACGCAACGGUCACGAACCGCGAACAGUUUUCCUCCCAGCACUUAGAGUGCCCGAUGACGCGGAACAGCUUUGAAGACCUAGAUUUCGACGUCUGCACGCUUCUCGGCGAACAGACCUUCACGUGCGCAGCGAGUCGGGUUUUAGCGGAGAUGGAGAGAACAAGCGGAUGGGAAGAUGGCUCAGCCG